UCAUCAUUCGAUAGAAAUCAGUGUUCUUCGUUAGUAGUUUUUGUGACAGUUACAUUCAAUAGUUGACUAUAAUAUUAUGUGCAAUUUUGAAAAAUAAGUUUACAGAAAUGUUUAAUUUUUUGAAAUAUUUUUUCAUCAACAUUUUGUUGAUUGUAAGUGUUUAUGCUUAUGAUAUUCAAUUGCAAAACGACUUAGUCGCCGUGUCUAACGCACUUAAUGAUGGCUAUAAAAACAUUAACGAUAUCGACUUUGAUGAUGAAAAUGACGGAUUGUACCAUACAUCGAAACAUGUGUUUUACUGGCUUUACACGAGAGAUAAUACUGACGGUCAACUUUUAAACAGAAGUGAACCACACUUGAUUGAGUCAACAACGUACAAUCCAGCAAAUCCAAUUAAAGUAAUAGUGCACGGUUGGCUUGGUACCACUCAAGAAAAAGAUAGUCUUUGUAUGUGCAACGUUAAUUCUUAUUUUAAGGUGGGCGAAUAUAAUGUGAUCUGUGUGGAUUGGAAACAGUAUUCGACUGAUUUAUCAUAUUCAGUUGCAAGAGCACGAGCCAAACACAUUGCUCACGAUAUAGCUAAAAUCCUGACCAGGAUAACGUCUAACAUGACAGAAGGAGUUGAGACUUUGCAUUUGAUCGGACACAGUAUGGGAGCUCAUAUUGUCGGAUUCGUAGGGAAAGAAUUGACCAAUAAGAUUCCUAGAAUUACCGGAUUGGAUCCUGCGAAGCCACAGUACGAAAACAAAGGCCCAGCAGACAGACUCUAUAUUACCGAUGCGCAUUUUGUAGACGUCAUGCACACUAAUAGUGGCAAUAAUGGGAUUAAAAAAUCAAUCGGUCAUAUCGAUUUCUUCCCAAACGGAGGAAAGAGACAACCCAAUUGUGGAUUUUCAGACAGAACUACGGGUUCGUGUAGCCAUAUCAAAGCCUAUCAUUACUACGCACACUCUAUAUGGGCCAAAGAAGAUUAUGUGGCACGUAAAUGUUCCAGUUGGGAUGACUAUAAAGCGCACAAGUGUGACAAAGCCAACAGCACUUUUAUGGGCGAGCACGUGGACAUAGAGCAAACCGAAGAUUAUUAUUUGGAAGCGUGCGAAGAGGAUUGAGGCCUGAGACCUAUAAUUGAGGCCAUAUAUUAUAAUCGCGUUGAACGAUAGAAUUUUUAUUUGAUUCGUGUACUUACUAUUUAAAUACAGUGCGCUUAGGGUAAUUCUUUUUUUAUGUCAAUAAGGGUUAAUAUAUAAUUAGUUAAAUUAAUUAUUAUUUUUAAUCAACAUGCAUUUAUUAUUCAAGGGUGGUUUGGGAAAACAUUUCGGUGUGGGAAAAUUGUAAAUAGAUCAGCACACAGCCAGGAGGUUCAUAACCUCUUAUGGUGCACUCACUUUUAUAUUAUCUGAUUUAUCUUUUAAUUAAACUUUUGUUUAAAACAUUAUUUUCUUAAAUAUUGUUAGUUGCCAGUCAAUACAUUGUGUUAAAAUAAAUAUUUUUGUGGCUAA
Messenger RNA from Metopolophium dirhodum (rose-grain aphid), 1499 nucleotides. RefSeq names its product pancreatic triacylglycerol lipase-like. Gene Ontology annotation, biological process: lipid metabolic process. NCBI's taxonomy places the organism in Eukaryota, Metazoa, Arthropoda, Insecta, Hemiptera, Aphididae. The transcript has 7 exons. The record is from RefSeq and is a predicted model, not a curated record. Gene Ontology annotation, molecular function: lipase activity. The coding region runs from base 108 to 1109 and encodes 333 amino acids.